AUGUCAAAGAAUCAAAUAUCAAGUCAAUCUCAAAUAAAACAAAAACCAAUUCAAACAAAGAAGAGUCAAUAUAAACAAGUUGCAACUACUGUUGCUGGAGGAAAUGGAAAAGGCGAGGGAUUAAAUCAACUGUCUGAUCCUUGGGGGAUCUGUAUUGAUAAUGAUAAAUCAAUUUAUAUUGCUGAUCAGUGGAAUCAUCGUGUUGUUAAAUGGGAAUUAAAUUCAAAUACUGGUCAAAUCAUUGCAGGUGGAAAUGGAAGAGGAUAUCAAAAUAAUCAAUUGAAUUUUCCAUCAGAUGUAAUUAUUGAUAAAAAAAAUAAUUCUUUUAUUAUUUCUGAUAAUGGAAUGAGACGAAUCUUUCGAUAUUCUGAAAAAAAUCAAACAAAUCCACAAGUUAUUAUUUCAAAUAUGAUUUAUCAUAGUGUAGCAAUCGAUAAAAAUGGAUUUAUUUAUGUUCCUGAUUGUGAGAAUGCGGAAGUAAGACGAUGGAAAGAAGGAGAUAAUAAAGGUGAAUUAGUUGCAGGUGGGAAUGGUGUAGGAAAUCAUCUUAAUCAACUCUAUGAACCUACUAAUAUUUUUAUUGAUGAAGAUUUUUCUCUUUAUAUAUCAGAUUCUUUGAAUCAUCGUGUCAUGAAAUGGAAAAAAGACGCAAAAGAAGGAAUUAUUGUUGCUGGUGGAAAUGGUAAAGGAAAUAGUCUCAAACAACUGGAUCAUCCCUAUGGGGUGAUUGUUGAUCAUUCGGGUCAAAUCUAUGUGACAGAUGAAAUGAAUCAUCGAGUAAUGCGUUGGCGUGAAGGAGAGAAAGAAGGUGAAAUUGUUGUUGGUGGGCAUGGUGCAGGAAGUCAACCGAACCAAUUGAAUGAUCCUAAAGGUUUAUCAUUUGAUAAUGAAGAAAAUCUUUAUGUUGUUGAUAAUCAAAAUCAUCGAAUCCAAAAAUAUGAAAAAAUGUUAAGUUAA
Messenger RNA from Adineta steineri, 957 nucleotides. Lineage: Eukaryota; Metazoa; Rotifera; Eurotatoria; Adinetida; Adinetidae. The record is from the annotation of a GenBank genome assembly.